Molecule: messenger RNA, 2061 nt
Organism: Ichthyophthirius multifiliis
Lineage: Eukaryota; Ciliophora; Oligohymenophorea; Hymenostomatida
Product: protein kinase domain protein
Exons: 5
Biological process (GO): protein phosphorylation
Molecular function (GO): ATP binding; protein serine/threonine kinase activity; protein binding
Source: RefSeq, a predicted model, not a curated record
AUGUAUCUCCAAAUAAUACAAUAUAAUAAACAAAUAUUUCUUAAUCUAAGACAUAAUAAUUAUUUGCAAAAAAACUUCAAGAAUAAAAAUAACAUAUAUAAAAGUAAACAGAAAUUAAAAUAGAAGAUAUAACCAUUUAAAAAUAGUAAUAUAAACAAAAGAAUACAACAAAUAUAUAUAUUUUUUUUACAUACUAAAAGUAAUUUAUAACAAAGUAAAAAUCAAGAAUUCGUUUUUAUGGCCAAAAUAAAUAACUUUUAACAAUGCCUAUAACUAUUAGAUAAAAUAAACAAUGAAAUUUAAUCAGAUAUAAAUUCAGUAGAUGAAGAUUUAAAUACGGCUCUACAUUAUGCUUCAUUAAACGGAAAUACAGAAUUUGUCUCAUUAUUAUUAUAUUAUGAAGCAAUAAUAGAUCCUCAAAACAUAAAUCUAUAAACUCCAUUAAUAUUAGCAGCAAAACAAGGAUAUGAUGAAAUCGUACAGCUCUUAUUAAAUGCAGGAGCAGAGAUAAAUUAAUUCGAUGAAUAUUAGAAUGGAGCCAUUCAUUAUGCCUCAAUGAAUGGACAUAAAAAACUUAUUGAAUUACUAUUGAAAAAAUCUUCUUUAAAUAUUUAAAAAAAAAAUAAAUAAAAUUAAGAUGCUUAUUAAUUAGCAUCUAAUUAAAGUAUUUAAAAAAUUUUCGAAACGUUUUUCUAUUCUUAAAUUAAUUAAUUUUAAAACUAACAAAAAUUAAUAAUUCAUUAAAUUCCUGAAUAAUAAAUGUAGUUAUAGAAUUAAUAAUAUUUGUCAUAAAAUUAGUAACUUUAAUAUUAACAAAAUUAAUAAUUAUCAUAAUCAAACUAAUAAAUAAAAUAAUAAAAUUAAUAAAUGUAAUAGUUAACUAUGUAAUUAUAAUAAUAAAAUUUAUAACUAUAAUAAUAAAAUUCAUAUUAAUUUUUAUAAAAUUAAUAAAUUUAAUAAUAAAAUUUAUAACCAUAAGAAUUAAUAUAAGUCAAAGUAAAAAAUAAUAUUAUGCAUAUAUUUAUUAAUUUAAAUGAAAAAAAGAAGAAAAUAAAUAGCAUAGAAAAUGAUAAUAAAAGUUCAAUUAAUGAAAAAACAAGUACAUCAGAUGAAUCAAAGAGUUCUUUUGGGACAGAAGAAGAAAAAGUAGGUCCUUAGAAUUUCUAUAUACAUGGUUUAAUAGGAAAAGGCUCAUUUGGAGAAGUAUAUUUAGUUGAAAAGAAAGGAAGUAUGAAUUUAUUUGCAAUGAAAGUAUUGUUAAAAUCUCAUGUUUAAAGUAAAAAAAAUAAAAAUAAAAAUAUAACAGCAAAAAAUCAAAUAAAAAAAAAAGGAAACAACUUAAUAAAAUAUGCAUUGACUGAAAGAAAUGUAAUGUCUUUAUCAAACCAUCCCUUUUUAGUAAAACUAAAUUAUGCUUUUUAAACAAAUGAUCGUCUCUUUUUAAUUAUGGAUUACUGUCCAGGAGGUGAUUUAGGUGAACUUCUUUAAAAAGAAAAGAAAAUUCCUGAACCAGUUGUAAAAAUAUAUUUAGCUGAAAUAAUUCUAGCAUUAGAAAAUCUUCAUUAAAGAGAUAUUAUUUUCAGAGACCUUAAACCUGAUAAUGUAGUCCUUGAUUAUGAAGGGCAUAUUAAAUUAACUGAUUUCGGUCUUUCUAAAGAAGGAGUCCUUGAACAUAUUACUGGAGCAAAAUCAUUUUGUGGGUCUGUGGCUUAUUUAGCACCAGAAAUGAUCAAAAAAUGUGGGCAUGGAAAAGCUGUUGAUUGGUAUCUGUUAGGAGUUAUUAUGUAUGAAUUAUUAGUUGGGGUUCCUCCUUAUUAUGCCAAUAAUAGAGAAGAAUUAUUUGAAAAUAUAUAAAAAGCUCCUUUAAAAAUACCUUCAUAUUUAAGUUAAGAAGCUAGAUCGCUUUUAAAAUCAUUAUUAUAAAGAAAUCCUGCUAAAAGACUUGGUUCAGGAAAAGGAGAUGCUUAAGAAAUAAAAGCUCAUCCUUUUUUUAAUGAUCUAAGUUGGGAAGAUGCAUAUAAUAGUAAUUAAAUAAGUGGAUGGACAUUUUUCAGAAAUUGA